Poecilia latipinna (sailfin molly) is the source of this 6933-nucleotide messenger RNA. RefSeq names its product Rho GTPase activating protein 23a (gene arhgap23a). Gene Ontology annotation, molecular function: protein binding. Bases 620 to 6070 code for a protein of 1816 amino acids. Gene Ontology annotation, biological process: signal transduction. Lineage: Eukaryota; Metazoa; Chordata; Actinopteri; Cyprinodontiformes; Poeciliidae. The record is from RefSeq and is a predicted model, not a curated record. The transcript has 24 exons.
GCAUGGAUCCACCACGGAGAUAUCAUCGUUUUCCGUUUCAGUCUUCAUUCCAAAUGUCUGAUGCUUUUUUGGAAAGUUUCGCCGUUGUUUGCCUGCAGAUGACUGUCAGACCGGUUUGGAUAGAGUCAAGGAAACAAACACCAGGAAAGUAGUAACAGGAAGCAAAAGACGGGAGAAAAAGGUUUGGAUGGCUGAUUCUGAAUAAGUGAACAGGAGAUUGGGAUUGACAUGAGGGUGAGAUGAAGUGAUUAGUUUGUAAGUGGAGAUACAGAGGAGAGAGAGGGCAGUGGGAGGGAGGACAGACACAGGGUCCAGCCCUCUGGGACAGCAGUUUGCAGAACAUCACCGGACACCGACGUGAGAGGGACGCCGCCAGUUAUUCUCUGAAACCAGACCUACCUCUGAUGCCACACACACAUUCCUCCAUCUGCUGCCCAGAACCUCUGCCUGCUGAUGAUCCAACAGAUCUGCUGUGGAAAAUGUGGGAUUAAACUUCCUGAGGCAAUGGAUUGGAGUCCAAGACUGUUUGAGUGAAUGACUGGAAGAGGAAACUUUCACCCGAAAUCCAUUUCUGCGUCUGGACUCUGUCCUCGACUCGGCGCUGAUAGCCGAGCGGUCCAUGGUGGUGGUGAGCGAUGUGGGUCUGACUGAACUCGGCGCACAGAUGCCUGCCGCUAUGCUCCCGUGCUCCGCGCCAGCCGGGUCGGACUGGAGCUUCCAGAACCCGGUGGGGGUGGACUGCAGCUCGCCGGAGCCGCGCUGCAUUUGGGUGGCCGUUCUCCACGGAGCGGCGAGUCCAGCGCCACGCGCCGAACCGGCUUCGCCUGGCCAAAACGCACAUCAGCUCAGGGCUAAGGGGCGGAGGGAUGGUCACUCCUCAACAGGUGACAACCCUCGGCCGCCGAUGGCGUCCCGGCCGGGAAGGGAGGGGGUCGGCGUGGGCUGGAAGGGUCCCCGGACGCUGGUCCUCCAUAAGAACUCCCAGGGUUUUGGUUUCACGUUACGCCACUUCAUCGUUUACCCUCCAGAGUCUGCUCUGCACACCAACCUCAGGGAUGAGGAGAACGGCAACGGGAAGGGGUUUCAGAAAGAGCGACUGGAGCCGAUGGACACCAUAUUUGUGAAGAAUGUGAGAGAAAAGGGUCCGGCCCACAAGGCGGGUUUGUGCACAGGGGAUCGUUUGGUGAAGGUAAACGGAGAGAGCGUUCUUGGAAAGACUUACUCGCAGGUGAUCGCUCUCAUCCAGAACAGCGAGAGUGUGUUGGAGCUCUCCAUUAUGCCAAAAGAUGAAGAUGUGCUUCAGCUGGCAUACUCACAAGAUGCUUACUUGACCGGGAAUGAACCCUUUGCCGGGGGAGCCGAGAACCUCCCGCCACCGCCUCCCCUCUGUUACCCACGCACCAGGACUGCCCCCCAUCCUGGAGCCCCGCUUUGCUCCCCCAUGGGCCAGAACCAGCUGGAUAACUGGAGUUGCUGGGCAGGGUCUUCAAGCCCUUCGUCACCCUUAGAUAACAGAUCCGGCGUGGCCAGCCCAGCCAGCUGGCAGGAGGGCCGGGCAGGUGAGCCAGGUGGAGUGGGUCACAGCAGUCCAGCGCACCGCACAGAGGAGAUCCAGUACGGUAUGACCAGCCAGCAACCUCAGGGUCAGACCAGGAGGCGCUCCUACUCUUCGUCCUCCUCAUCUGGAGGUCUUCUAUCCAGCCCCCUGCAAGUCCACUACCCCAACCACCAGAGUGCCGGGUCCCAAGCACAGCCUCGCAAGUCCAGCACAGCCUGGACCAGUCCGCCAAUGGCUCCAGUCCGCACCAGCCGCAGCGAUCGCUGCCAGCAGGCUCUCUCCGACUGGUACUACAGCCAGCAACCCGAGCGCUCGGGACGCAGCAUGCAAACCCGCCACCGCAGCUACUCUCAAGACCGGCUCAGCGAGCACAGAAGGCAGCAGCAGAGGGCAGGUGGCUGGCCACACAGCGCCUCGCAGGAUACCCUCUUCCUACUGCAGCAGUCAGGGCAAGGACCUCAGGGUGAGCCCUAUUGGUCCGCCGGAGACUGGGAGGCAGGACACGACAGGGGCCGCUCUGACUACACCCGGACACGCUCUGAAAACCUGCUGGCCCAGUACGAUCGCCAUGGUCGCUCGUUGGAGAUGUUGGACCGAGCAUCAGCUGGACUGGUUCCGUCUCGGUCUGAGAGGCAGCCGUGGCCCCAACAGUCUUCACAGCCACCCCACAGGACUGACGCCUACCCAAGACCAAGGUGCCACACCGUCGUGGCGCAAGCUCCUUCAGUGCCUCGACCGUCGCAGUCUAAACACCACCCCCAAAGCCACAACCAGACCCACUCCCAGCCUCAGCAGCCCGUUCUCCAGAGCAGGCGGCUUCCUACGGGGCAGAGCAUGGACGAGCAGCAGGUGGGAUAUCGCAGCUACAGCCCGUCUUUUUACCGCAAGACAGGCCGCAUCCUGCAGCAAGCUCAGUCUUUCAGGGACCCGUCGUACUCUGGCCCCCAUUUGAACUGGAACCCAGCCCCCAAAAGCGGUCCCCCAGAGGGAUCGUCAGCACCUCUCAUUGCCUCUGCCUCUACACCCCUCGUUUCGGUCUCUCCAGAAUCCCAGGACAGGGCAUACAGGCCGACAAACCACGAGAGGGAACGAGGGGCAGUGGAGGGGCAGGCGGAGAUAGCGGAGCAAACACCGGAAGUGGUGUUGAGGCAGAAACCCCCUACUGGGCGGAGAAACGCCAACAGACACCCUCACUACGGCAUGACUAUGGACGAACUAGAACCCUCAUUGUUUUCUCCAGAUCCCAAAGACACAAAUGUUCACUCUGGCUCUACUGAAGAUGUGGCCCCUCGCAAAGCAAAUGGCAACCUUGCUCCCCUUUCUUUAGAUGACGACUCCCUGGCCUCCAUCCCAUUCAUAGACGAGCCAACCAGCCCGGGCGCUGAUUUGCGUGCCCGCCACGUGCCGGCCUCCUCUGUCGUGUCCAGCGGCAUGAGUUCAGCGCCCCCCGUGGGCACCAGCCCCGCCUCCCCCACCUUCACCUUCCCCUUCAAUAGGCUCUUCUCACACGACUGCAGCAGUAUUAAAUCCAGUCGCCGUUCCUCCUAUGUUCUAGCCAUCACAACGGAGCGAUCCAAGUCAUGCGAUGAAGGACUCAACACGUUCAGGGAGGAACGGGCCUCGCUUUACAGAAGGCUUCCAAAAAGAGUGAAGAGUUUCUUUGGAGAUGGGUCUCUGGACAUCCUUGCGACAGCGGAUGAGGUUCGCUCCAAGCGCCACUCCACCUCCGAACUGGGAAACAUCAAUUACAGCAACAUACGGCGGGAAGGAUGGCUGCAAUUCAAGCAAAUCCUCACCGAGAAGGGAAAGAAAGUCGGCAGCGGGAUUCGGCCGUGGAAGAGGGUGUACUCUGUCCUUCAGUCCCAGUCGCUGUUUCUCUACAAAGACAAGCGGGAGGCGGUGCUCCGCGGCGCCUCGAUCGAAGGCGGGGCCGAGGACGAGCAGCCAAUCAGCAUCCGGGGCUGCCUGGUGGACAUCGCGUACAGCGAGACCAAGCGCAAGCACGCCCUGCGGCUGACCACCCAGGACUUCUGCGAGUACCUGCUGCAGGCGGAGGACAGGGAGGACAUGCUGGAGUGGAUAAAGGUCAUCAGAGAGAGCAACAAGAUGGACAGCGAGGAGCUCGGAUCCUCCAGACAGGCUCUCAUCAAUAAGAAGCUCAAUGAUUACAGAAAACAAAGUCCAACAUCAAGUAAGCCAGAUUCGUCUCCCCGGAUGCACCGCAUGAUGCCUCCGUUCCUGCUCAAUAAGACGGAAAACACAGCCGGAGCGCCGCGCUCCCCAAAACAGGACGGCAAAGACGAGAGCAGCCCUCCGAAGUCUCCCUGGGGAAUCAACAUCAUGAAGAAGUCAAAGAAAGCCGGACCCAAAGCGUUUGGUGUGAGACUGGAGGAAUGUCAGCCUGGCAUCAACAACAAGUUUGUCCCGAUGAUCAUUGAGUUCUGCUGUGGUUUGGUGGAGGAGAUGGGCCUGGAAUACACCGGGAUCUACCGGGUUCCCGGGAACAACGCCAUAGUCUCGCUGCUUCAGGAACAGCUCAAUAAGGGCGUGGACAUCAACCCUGCAGAAGAGAAGUGGCAGGACCUCAACGUUGUUAGUAGUUUACUCAAGUCCUUCUUCAGGAAGCUUCCAGAGCCUCUCUUUACCAACGACAAGUACAACGACUUCAUUGAUGCCAAUCGGAUGGAAAACCCAUCGGAGCGACUGAAGACCAUGAAGAAACUGAUCCGAGAUCUUCCAGAUCAUUAUUAUCACACUCUGAAAUUCCUGAUUAGCCACUUGAAGACGGUUGCAGACCACUCCGACAAAAACAAGAUGGAGCCUCGUAACUUGGCUCUGGUGUUUGGGCCUACGUUGGUUCGAACCUCUGAGGACAACAUGAAAGACAUGGUCACCCACAUGCCCGACCGCUACAAGAUCGUUGAGACGCUCGUCCAACAUUGCAUCUGGUUUUUCACAGACGAGCUCGACAAGGAUGAGAAGACACCAGUGGACACAGAGGACGUCCAACCCGCCCCCAACAUCGACCACCUUCUGUCCAACAUCGGCAGGACCGCUCUGCUCGGCGAGGCUUCAGACUCAACCAACAGUGACUCAGCUAAAUCAAAGGGGUCAUGGGGGUCAAAGAAAGACCUCACCGCCAAGGACUUCCUGGCUCUGUCCAUCAUGUCCGCCGUCACAGGCCGCAAGCGAAGGAAGCGCCACCUCGCCCGCCGCGUUGGAAGCAGCACCGAUGAUGACUCCGAGCACGAACCGGUGAAAGCGGGGCACCUUGGGAUGGAGGAGGAAGAGGAGGCAGAGUCGCCAGGGGGAGACACUGCUCCUCGAGCUGAGGGAGAAGAGGACGAGGAGGAGGAAGACGACGACGAGGAGGAGGAGGAGGAAGUUGUAGCAGGUGGAGAGAAAGAGGAGGCAGAAGAGGAGGUGGUAGCCGUUGUUCCCAGUCGGCCGUGCUGUAGAGAGGAAGAGGAGGCAGGAGGAAGGCAGACAGCUGUUUUGUUGCAGGACGAGGCGGUGCAGGCGGAGGAGGCGAAGGGCCCGUCGUGGAGAGCGCCAGAGGACGCUCGCUCCAUUGUCUCCGGCUACUCCACCCUUUCCACGUUAGGGCGAAGCUUGGGGUCGGAGGGCAGGGGCGACGACGCUGACGACGAGCACAGCGAGCUGGUGAGCGAGACGGACAACGAGAGCGGCUUCGUCUCACGCUCCCUAACCCAGGAGAGACCCAGCAAAGAACCGACGACGCCCACGAGCCAGCCGUCAUCGGCACCUCGCAGCUUCCUCUACUCCCAGUGCAAACCGCCGCUCCUCUCGCCCAUGAACCUCCUCACCCCAGCAGCGCCCACCGUUAAUACAGCCGACUCUGUCGAGAGGAGCGCAGGAGGAGCGCGCUCCAACACGCCUUCCUCUUCCUCCUCCUCCAACGCUCAGAGGCUCCACUCGCGGCCUUCCUUCAACUCCCACAAGCUGAUCCAAUGCGAUACUCUGGCCAGAAAGAAACUGAAGUCGGAGAAGUCCAAGGUCCGCUCCCUGGACCUGCUGGAGUUUCAGGUUGAGGGGACCGGCUCCGGGUCCGACAGUGCACCGAAACCGAAGCAAGACCCCUCCAGAACGAACGCUUCCUCUGGCAGCAGCCAGGAGAGCCUGCGCCUGUCCCGGCCGAGACCCGCCCUGCCGCCCAGCGAAGCCGCCUCCUUCACCCCGACGGGCCCGGGCGGCAGGUCUCUGGCCGAGCACGUCCGGGCUCGCCUGCUGGGCUCCGCCGACGACCUGCGCAGCGUGGGGCUGCGAAAACCUCCAUCACCCGAGACACGGAGGAAGAAACGAGCGUGGCGGAGACACACCGUGGUGGCCUCACCCACCGAGACGUCCGACAAGAGACCCCCGCUGAGCGUCAAUGAGUUCCCGCUCUCCCCCGUCAACCAAAACCAGGUGAAAACUCCAGGAGCAGACAGCCUGGACCAUGAACCAGUUACACGCCAAGCCCCCACCUCCAGAUUCCACCAGUACCUGUGAAAACCUCCAGGUGCGAUCCAUUUUGGCAUGGCAAGGGGAACCCCAGUGUUGCCAAAGCUUUAGGGUCUUUUUUCUUUGCUUUUUUCUUAUUAAAAAAAACUUUCCUGUGCAUAGAAGAUACAAUAUGGUGCAAUCCACAUAUUAACCCAUGCGCACCAGAUGCUAUGUGUUGCGCACAAGAUAUUAUGUGAAGCGCACUAUGCUGUGUCUCGUGCACUUAUUAGUCUAUUUUUAUUUUUUUCUUCAAUGUCCCUUUAGGGGCUUCGUAUAAGACAUAAACAAAACUCAUCAUUAAUGCCAAAAAUUCACAAUUUAGUAAAAACAGGCAUCCCUUCCUUCCUGACUCGCAGGAGAGAUGCUCUCAAUUGGUCACAGGAGGGCGCUGUUGUGCAGCUUUGCUCUGGUUGAGAAAAAAAAUGGUGCUUCUAGCUAAUUCAGCUUAAUGGUAAAUGUUACAAAAGCUAUCAUGCAACAGGAGUAAAUUCAGCAGAUUUCCUUUUAUCCUGCUACCAGUCUUCCUGACCUCGCUCACUGUAAAACUCCCGUUUUUAGUCCGACACAAGGACACAGAUGUCUGUCUCUACUUGUUAAUAACGUCUAUGAGUGUUUGUGCAGAAAUGAUCACGUUUUGUAGCAUUUUGUACAAAGCCUUGUUAAGUUAACCUGUGUAAAUAUAAAUGUUUGUUUUCACCUGUGAGCUUUUUUUUUUUUUUUAGUUAUUUUUAUAUGGUUUACAAAACGUGCACAGAGUGCAGUCAUUUCUUUCAAGAAGUUACUUGAAAUGUUUCCCUUAAUAUAUAUUUUUUUGUUUAUAUUCAAUAUAUAUUAUAUAUUUUGUAUUAAAGUAAAAAAUAAAAACAGUA